Molecule: messenger RNA, 11016 nt
Organism: Nasonia vitripennis (jewel wasp)
Lineage: Eukaryota; Metazoa; Arthropoda; Insecta; Hymenoptera; Pteromalidae
Gene: zfh2
Product: zinc finger homeobox protein 4
Exons: 6
Coding region: 1430-10147 (2905 amino acids)
Biological process (GO): regulation of transcription by RNA polymerase II
Cellular component (GO): nucleus
Molecular function (GO): zinc ion binding; DNA-binding transcription factor activity, RNA polymerase II-specific; RNA polymerase II cis-regulatory region sequence-specific DNA binding
Source: RefSeq, a predicted model, not a curated record
GGAGCGAACAGUUCGGCAGCGCGACCCGACGUGGGCACUUCGCUGUCCGGCAUUUCGUCAUUAAGAUAUUACUCGUUAUUUUAGCGUAUUUCGUACAUACGCAAAUACAAACCUGCAAGUACCUGGUUUAUUUUUUAGCUUGGUCACUUCAAGAUAAUUAAUAAUUUCAAGAAAUAUAGAUUAAAGAAUCCAAAACUGGAAGCUAUUAAAGGUACAUGAUGAGUGAAUGUGCGAUCAUUUUUAUAUAAAGACUUGUAUGUCAAAAAAAAUGUUGUAAGUUUCUACAAAUCAUCGAUUAAAUUCAUUAAGAAAUUAUCAGUGCAAGUUGAUGGAUUGUGCGCCAAUUGCUCAUGACUCAAACAUAGUACUCAAUUAAGUGUUCAAAAAGUGCUAAGAAUAAAAUAAUAGUACAGAAGCGAAUGCGAUGCUGUUGUAAUCAUUCGCUAUUUAAUCUGAGUUAAAAAAAGAUAAUUCUAUUGCUAUUCUGAUAUAAUAGUGUCGUUUUUGUUCAAAUAAUCAAUAGUUGCUUUUUUAUUUUAACGCUCAAAGAGUUCCUAAUUUUUCAGACUUUUACUACUAAAAAGUAUUAAGUACGUAUCUUAUUAAGAAUAAAAAAAUUAAAUACAUGUUUGUGAUUAACAUUGUUCCUGAUUGCGCUCUGCUGAAUGUGAUAGUUGAAGUGCCAGAUAAAAUAUCGAAUAACCAUAUGUAAUAUCUUUGAUUUAUAUGUCAAGCAUAUUAUUAUACGAUAAUUCGUGUGCUACUAUUGAUACUUUAAAGCAGAAAUCGUGAAAAAAUUUGUGCUGUGAUCUUUUUAGUUACGUCAAACAAGUGCAAAUGUUAACGUUUCAUGUUUAGUGAUUUGAAAAACAUCAAGAUUUUAUUAUUUUGUGGAUACAAUGCAUUCAGGUAUGUCAAUUAAUAAACGCAAUGUUAAAUUUUAGUACAAUAAUGAGAUAAUGCCAGAAAAUUUAAAAUAUUAAAAAACAAGAAAAAUUCAUAGUCAUAAGAAACUAAAUAAAGAGGAUGCGGAGGAGAUUUGAAGACCGACGGACUUCGCGAGCAUUGAAAUCUCUCAGUGAUUUAAACUAGAAGACAAGAAGUAUAAUUAAUAAAGAAUAUCUACUACGUUUGCAAUAAAAACGUUUCUGUGCAGUAUAUAAUUGAAUUGCAAGUGAUGAAUUAUUAUACAACAAGAAGAGAUACAACUAUGCUGGGCCGCAAAAUUCAUAUAAAUGAAAUCAAAAUUCAAAAUUAUUCUAUCAUGCAGAUCAACAUCUAUUUAUCAAACAAGUUUUCAUCUUUAAUUAUGUACAAAUGAACACUUGGUAUAUUAUCAUCAGAAAGUUAAGUUAUACGGAAGAACAUAUAUUUAUUGAAGUAUUUUAAUCAGAGCAGCCAAAAUUCCUCAAACAAAAAGUACGAUAAGAUGAGCCCGGAGGAAGAGGGUGGCCGAGGGGGCGGGUCCCCAUCGGUUGCUGGGGCUGCUUCACAUCAAGCACAUUAUCCUCUAACUACUAGUCCAGCUUCUGGUACCGAACCUAGUACACGUGAAACGAUCUCUACGCCUAUUUCCGCUGCAGAUACAACUACAAAUGUAUCAGAUACUAGUAUUCUUGCAACACCAUUGAAGCAGAAAAGUAAUAGUCCGAUUCAAAGUCCUUUAAUAACCAGAGAUGUAGAAAAAUUCGAUGGUAAAAUUGUUUACAAUCCUGAUGGAUCAGCAUAUAUUAUUGAAGGAGAAAGUGAACUAAGUGAAGAUGAUUCUUUACCUGACGGUUGUAUUGUUGAUGGUCGAGGAGUAUCAAUACCUCAUUCAUUAGUAUUUCCUCAAAUCGCUAAUGCAUACUAUGUAUCAAGACUAUAUGCUCAUCAAGUUUAUCAACAUCAACAACAACAAAGGUCGUCAAUUAUACCCCGAAAUCCUGAACUUCCUAUCAUGCACAGUUAUCGUGUUAUAAGUUAUCGAACUUCUGCUGGGAGCGCACAAUCCUUAUCUUCAUCUAGUGCACCAACUUUAUCUGCUACUUCAGUUCCUGUAAAACCGAUUUUAAUGUGUUUUAUUUGUAAAUUAAGUUUUGGUUAUACAAAAAGUUUUGUUGCACAUGCACAAGGUGAGCAUCAGUUGACUUUGAUGGAUGAUGAACGACAAAUAUUAUCUCAUUCUAGUGCUUCUGCAAUAAUUCAAGCUAUUGGCAGAAAUAAACAGCCCAUAGUUAGCUUUUUAGAACCAGUUUCAACUGCUACAUGUUCUCAAGAUUCUUUAGAGCAGAUUACUUUGCAGCGUUCACACAAUGGUGAAGAACAAAAUAAGGACGAUUGUUCAAUCAGCACUGAUCUAAAAGUUAAUAUGCCAAAUGCAACGCUUAAUUUACAAAAUUUGCAGCAAAAGCCAAUUAUUAAUACUUCCAUAAUAACUACGCCUACAAAUCAAAAUAUUACCUAUAAUCAUCAACAUCAUAAUCAAUGGAUAAAUACUCAAGUUAGUUCUUCUUCUUGGUCGAAAUUAACUGAUAGUUCAGGGAAUAACUACGUUUCCACACCAACGCCUCAAACAAAAACUUCGCAGCCUUCUUUCUCUAAUUUAUCUCAACAACCACCAAAUUUUAUCAGUGGUACAACAAUUGGUGUUUGUCCUGAACAUAUACAGGGUAGACCGAGUGGUAUCGAAUGUUCGAAAUGUGAAUUAAUUUUAGCAAGUAACCGAUUAUCUGUAACGGGUGGAUCAUUAACAGGAAUCCAUAGUAGAAAUUCCUGUAAAACUUUAAAAUGUCCAAAAUGCAAUUGGCAUUAUAAAUAUCAAGAGACUUUAGAAAUUCACAUGAAAGAAAAACAUCCGGACAGUGAAACUUCUUGUAUUUACUGCAUUGCUGGGCAACCUCAUCCAAGACUUGCACGAGGAGAAACUUACACUUGUGGAUACAAACCUUAUAGAUGUGAAGUUUGCAACUAUUCGACAACCACAAAAGGAAAUUUGAGUAUUCAUAUGCAAAGUGACAAACAUCUGAACAAUAUGCAAGAAUUACAGCAAGGUAGUAACAAUUCUGGCACUAAUAAUCCGUCGUCCUCUCAAGAUCCUCCAAGACCUACUCGAAGCCCUCAUCAUCAACAAAAUCAUAGUCCGCUAUUAAGCAAUCAAACGACAAAUCAAGGAAAACCAAAACCAACAUUUCGAUGCGAUGCUUGCAAUUAUGAAACAAACGUUGCACGGAAUCUGAGAAUACAUAUGACAAGUGAAAAACAUACACAUCACAUGUUGGUACUACAGCAAAAUAUUAAACAUAUACAAACUUUGUCAGCUCUUCAAUCUCAUCACCAACAAGCACAACAAAACUCGGUUCAACAUCAUCAGACGCAACUUGAACAAUUUCUUCAUCUUGGAAAUCUGGAAAAGCCUCAACAUGCUGAAGCAGCUUUAGCAGAUAUGGCAUAUAAUCAAGCAUUAUUAUUCCAAAUGAUGACAGGUGGCCAAUUACCUUCACACAUUCCCAACGAAAUUAUUGGAGGAAUUGCAAAUAUUAAUUCCUUAACUGGUAUUGGAGUUGAUUCAGGAUUAUCACCAGAAAGUAUGGAGCCUCCCCCUGAACCAUCAGAUCCAGAUCCAUCACAUCUUUACCAAUGCUGUGUUUGCAACAACUUUUCAACGGACUCUAUUGAAGGACUAGGAAUACACUUAGCUUCCGAUCGAACUAAAACUCGUGAGAGUGAAAUACUCAGUAAUGUAGCUGGUCACUUCAUUUGUAAACUAUGUUCCUAUAAAACUAAUCUAAAAGCUAAUUUUCAACUUCAUUGUAAAACCGAUAAACAUUUACAAAGACUACAACACGUGAACCAUGUGAAAGAAGGUGGAUCUCGCAAUGAAUGGAAACUAAAGUACCUAGCAUCACCAGCGAGUGCCGCACAAAUACGCUGUCAUGCUUGUGACUAUUAUACAAAUAGUGUUCAUAAAUUAGCUCUGCACGCUGCUUCUCCUAGGCACGAAGCUGCUGCUUUGCUAUUACGUCACUUACUUGAAGCCAGUUCUAAUAUUUCAUCACCCUCGAAACUAUACCACUGCGCUCUUUGCGGUUUUAGUGCAAAAAAUAGAUUACCUUUACUUCAACAUGUUAGAUCAAUCAGGCAUUUACAAAUGGAACAACUGCAUCAGUUACAAAGGAAAACAGGAAUACAUGAUAGUGAAAUUUUACAUACGGAUAUUGGAGAUGUCUUUCAAGUUAUGUCAGAUCCUAAUGAAUCCCCGGGAAAUGUCAAAACUCAAGCUUCUUCUACAUUGUUAUCUGUUGUGACUUCAAAUAUUGAAUGUCAAGAAGAUGAAACUGAUUGUGGUACUGAAAUAAAGCAAGAAAUAGAACACUUACAAGAAAACGAACACGAGCAAGAACAAGAUAAUGAGACUGAAGAUAAUACAUGUUCUUACUGUUCAUUUCAAUCCUCAUCAAAUGAAGAUUUGCAAAAUCAUCUUCAAAUCGCACAUAGUCAUGAUAAUGACGACAAUAUUGAUGGUUUAAAAGGAAGUAAUAAUUUAGAUUUUCUUUGCCCCUUGUGCCAAGACUGUUUUAAAAAUCGAUUAGCUUUAGAAAAACAUGUAAUGCAGAUUCAUUCUGUAAAUUCUGAUGGUUUACAGAGACUGCUUCAUCUUGUCGAUCAAAGUCACUGGCUAAAUAAUAACCCACGUGGUACUAAUGCAACAAUUCCUUGUCCAGCGUCCCCUAAUAUUGCAUUAAAAAAAAAUCAAGAUAUGGAAAAUGUUAACCAAAUUAUUAAUGAUGAAGGUGAAGAACACUCUACAUGUAAUAAUUGUACAAGAGUAUGUCGUUCUAUGGAAGAGUUGCAACAGCAUUAUAGAGAAUCACAUACUCCGUCGAUACCAAAUUUAGCAGUGAGUGAAAAACAUGUAUAUAAAUAUAGAUGUGGCCAAUGCAGUUUAGCAUUUAAAACUUUAGAUAGGCUUCAACAACAUUCUCAGUACCACGCUAUAAGAGAUGCAACUAAAUGCGCUAUAUGUUGUCGUUCUUUUAGAUCAGUGCAAGCUCUUCAUAGACAUUUGGAAACUUCUCAUGCUGAGCUGCAAGAAGAUGAAUUAAUGCAAUAUAAGCAAAAUCUCAUUAAUUCUCAUCCACUCUUACAAGCGUUAACCGAAGAAGCUUUUAGAAGGCAAGGUAUUUUUAAUAGUGAACAAGCAAUGAGUGAAGAAAUAAAACCCGAUGAUGAUGAAAAUGAAAUUACUGAUAUGUCUCCUGUUCACAAAGAACAACGAUUAUUAGAAGAUUAUCUUAACAGUCAAUCUGUUGCUGAAGAUUCAUAUAAUGAUCCAGGUCGAAAAUUUAAAUGCCAUCGUUGUAAAGUUGCUUUCACGAAACAAUGCUAUCUUACUGGACAUAAUAAAACACUGUUACACCGAAAAGGAGAGAAAAUGCCAUAUCCAAUGGAAAAAUAUUUAGAUCCAAAUAGACCGUAUAAAUGCGAUGUUUGCAAGGAAAGUUUUACCCAAAAAAAUAUACUGCUUGUUCAUUAUAACAGCGUAAGUCAUCUACACAAGCUUAAAAGAGCAAUGCAAGAACAAGGUAACAAUAAUACGCUUGUAACUACAGCACCAUUGUUAAGUCCUACAGAUAUUAAUGAAAUUAUUCACGAUCCAGAUAAAAAACCGUAUAAGUGCAAUAUAUGCAAAGUUGCUUAUUCUCAAGGAAGCACGUUAGAUAUUCAUAAAAGAAGUGUACUUCAUCAAACUAGAGCAAGUAAAAUUCAUGAUUUGGCAAUUUCUGGACAGUUAGACUUAGCAAGACCUUUGAUUGAACAGCCCACUUUAAGUCCAAACAGUUCAACAAGUAACAAUUUAGAGAACAGUAGUCACAUGUUGGCAUGCACGAAAUGUAAUGCAUUAUUUAUAAACCAAGAUCAAUUAUCUAAUCAUCAACAAUUGUAUUGCAUUUUUAGCAAUCCACUUGCUUUAUUUCAACAAUUAGCAACGUCACAACAACUAACGAUUUCUCCUUCCAAAACUCCACCUCCAUCUGUGUCAUCGAGUGGAUCACACGAUAAGCAGAGUAUGGCAUCAAAUAUCCAAUCUCAUAGUUCUACGCAAGAUAUAUUAUACCAACCAAAACACAAAACAUCGCAAAUGUACAAACAUUUACUUGAAAGUUUUGGAUUUGACUUAGUAAUGCAGUUUAAUGAGAAUCACCAAAGAAGGCAAAGAAAAGAAGAAGAAGAAGCUGUUGUUUCUUAUCACAUACAUCAAGGUCAUCACAGUCAAGAAGAAUUAAAACAUUCAUUUGUAACACAUAAUUAUCAAGAUAAAGAACAAGAUAUUGAAGAACAAGGAGAAGAAGAAAUAAUUCCAGAAAUAAAAAGAAGUACGUGUCAACAUUGCAAUAAGGAAUUUAGUAGCGUUUGGGUUCUUAAAGCUCAUUGUGAAGAAGUUCACAGAGAUUUAGUACCUCGAGAAUUUUUAGAAAAAUAUGCGCAACAUUUUAAAAGUGAAUAUGAAAAGAAAAUCGUAAUCGUAACCGCGGCAACAUCUUCUUCCACUAAUACUGCUCCAGUCACCACUACUCCUACAUCAUUUCAACAUCAAGAGAAUAAUAGCAUUUACGAAAUCAAGGAAAAAGAUGAUGUUUUAGAACAAAAGGAUGGUGUAAGUAAAACACCAGAAGCCACUUCCACUACUCCGGCAACUACCCCUGCAUUAAGCAAUACACCUGUAUCAAGUACAGAUUCGGCUGCCCCAACAUCACAAAGCAACACCCCGCAAAAUCUUAUUCAACAACAACAGGCACAAUUAACAUUGGUUCAACAUAUGUCUGACAUGCAAGCAGCUUUUAAUGCAAUGGCUGCAUCGCAAUUGCAACAACAACUUCAUCAGUAUCCAAGUUUAAUGAUGAGUAUGAUGGGGCUACCAUUAGGACUUAAUGUACCUGCACUUGCAGCAAUGAAUCUUCAACCACCGCUUGUGCCGGUUAUGCUUCCACCUCCAACAUUUGAUGGAAAUAGUAAUGCAUACACCUCGCUGCCAACUCAAUCCGAAUUGGCGAAACAACAUCUUGCUUUGCAACAACAAAACGUAGCAGCCGCGAAUGUUGCGGCAUCCCAAAAACGAGCACGCACUAGAAUAACGGACGAUCAGCUUAAAAUUUUGAGGGCUCAUUUCGACAUUAAUAACUCUCCAGGGGAAGAUCAAAUAAUGGAUAUGGCAUCUCAAAGUGGAUUGCCGCCAAAAGUCAUAAAACACUGGUUUCGUAAUACACUAUUCAAGGAACGUCAACGUAAUAAGGAUAGUCCUUACAACUUUAACAAUCCACCUAGCACAACAUUAAAUCUUGAAGAAUAUGAAAAAACUGGGGAAGCAAAAGUAAUGCCAUUAAACGCUCUUACAAACUUAAAUACUAUAGAAAAUAAAAGUAAUGAUAAACAGCUUUUAUCAUCAGAAACGUUAAGUAGUUCUAAUCUACCCAAACAUGAAGAAAUCAAGCAGGAGUACCUGGAACAAAAUAUCGUAGAUCAUUCCAAUGAUGAACGUCAUACACCAGAAAGUUUGGAAGAACAACACUCACGGCCACAAUCGCCAGCGAUAUCUUCAGUUUAUACUAGUACUAAUCAAGAUAUAAUGGCAAGUUUAUCUUCACCAACAACGUCUCAAAUAUCUCCAAUGCUUCCGCCUAAAGCAACUCUUCAAACACCGUCAAUAGUUAGUACAUUGUCAGCAAAUAACUCCCCAGUGUCUAUAACAAAUCAACGAUGCAUUAGUCCUACUAGAGGAUCAGAUUACUCAUUUAGUGGUAACAAUAAUAAUGGAGGCACUAUAGGAAAUAAUGGUUCAGGAAAACGAGCAAACAGAACAAGAUUUACUGAUUACCAAAUUAAAGUGCUUCAAGAAUUUUUCGAAAAUAAUGCUUAUCCUAAGGACGAUGAUCUAGAAUAUUUAAGCAAACUUUUAGGUUUAAGUCCUCGAGUAAUAGUAGUAUGGUUUCAAAAUGCUAGACAAAAAGCUAGAAAAGUUUACGAAAAUCAACCACCCCUUGAACCAGUAUCAACAGGUGGUCGAGAUAGUGAUGACGGAACUGGACGUUUUCAACGAACUCCAGGCCUUAAUUAUCAAUGUAAAAAAUGUCUUCUUGUUUUUCAAAGAUAUUAUGAAUUAAUAAGGCAUCAAAAAACACAUUGCUUCAAAGAGGAAGAUGCUAAAAGAAGUGCUCAAGCGCAAGCUGCUGCAGCGCAGGUAGCUGCCGUUUUAAGUUCAGAAGAUAGUAAUAGUAGUUCCACGACUACAACUAACACACACCAAUCUGCUUCCUUAAAUAUACAAUCUAUUUCAGAGCAAUCUUCAAAUUCAAAUACAAAUACGGCUUUCCUACAGCAUCAAAUGUCACAACAACUUCAGUCAAAUCAGCAGUGUAUUCAAUCAGAAACAAAAGACGAAAAUUUUCAAUGUGACAAGUGUAAUUUGGUCUUUAGCAGAUUUGAAUUAUGGCGAGAACACCAAUUAGUACAUAUCAUGAAUCCUACUCUUUUCCCUCCAAAUUACCCACCUGAUUCCGCAUUUGGAAUUUUGCAACAACAAGCUUUAAAUAACACUACUUCUUCACAAGAUAUUAAUCAUCCCUUACUUAACAUAACAGAAAGGAAACGGAAAUAUGAUGAUUAUGAAGAUAAUCAUAAUGCAGAUAACAAAUCUAAUUCUGAUCAAAAUGAGCAGCCAAAAGACAAACGAUUACGUACUACAAUUCUUCCGGAACAACUUGAUUAUUUGUAUCAAAAGUAUCAAGUCGAGUCUAACCCAUCACGAAAAAUGUUGGAAACUAUCGCUAGGGAAGUAGGUUUAAAAAAAAGAGUUGUUCAAGUUUGGUUCCAAAAUACUAGAGCAAGAGAAAGAAAAGGGCAAUUUCGAGCUCACAGCCAAGUAAUAAACAAGCGUUGUCCAUUUUGUCCAGCACUUUUCAAAGUCAAAUCAGCUCUCGAAUCUCAUUUAAAUAGCAAACACGCAGAUCAAAUUUCUCGUGGAGAAAUAAAUAUUGAUAGUAUUCCUGAUGAGGAAUUAUCAUUAGAAUCUUCUCCCUCAAAUCCUAGUACACCGAACAUGAUGCCUCCUCUAUUUCCCCCUAUUGCUAAUGAAGUUGAAGCUUCUUUGAAAAAGUACUAUGAAGAAUCAAUGAAAAGAUACAUUACUGAACUACAAGCACAUGCAAGUAAUGGUAAACAAGAUGCGAACACUUCUCUUUUUUCUGGAAACAGUACAGAAUCACCUCUGGAUCUAAGUAAACCUGUUGAUUUGAGCAGAUCAGUAAAAUUAACUAUUCAGAAUUUGAGUAAUCUUCUGGAUGACCAAAACAACUCUCAAAAUUUACGUAGUGAAUGUGGUCCUUUCACCGAAUCAUCGGAGAAGAGUGUUUGUGAUGAUGAUAGCAUGAGCGAAGCAACGGAAUUUCUCGAUGAUGAAAGUAGUCCAACUAGUCCAGCAUCCAGUUCACAAAGUUCAAAACAAGGAAUAAGUAACAAUAGUAUUGGAAGUAAUGUUUUAGCAUGUGUUGGAAAUAAUACAUCAUUACAAACUGGAGGGAAAAGAUAUAGAACGCAAAUGUCAACAACGCAAGUAAAGGUUAUGAAAUCUCUGUUUUCGGACUACAAAACUCCAACGAUGGCAGAAUGUGAAAUGCUUGGACGAGAAAUUGGACUUCCAAAACGCGUCGUUCAGGUAUGGUUUCAAAACGCACGGGCUAAAGAAAAAAAAGCCAGAUUAGCAGCAGGAUUAUCAGCUGAAGGGACAGUAGUUUAUCGUGGUUUGACUGGCCCUGAAGAAUGUAAAUUAUGUUCUAUACGCUAUUCUACUAAAUCGCCUUUGCAAGAACAUGUAUUUUCACGAAGACAUAUUGAAGCAGUAAGAAUUGCUGUUGAAGAUGGUAGUUUAAUACCACCGACUCCUGGAGCUCCUAUAUUAAGGGAAAGUGCCAUUGCAAAUUCGACUAAUAAUAAUCUGCAAGGCAACCAAUCGCAGACUGAAGAAAAUAUGAUGUACGGGUCGUUGUUCCUUCAUCCCACGGCAAUGUUUCAGUCGCAGCAUCAGCAGCAACAGCAACAUACCGGGAAUGUUACAACCAGCACGACUACCACCACAGCUGGUGAGUGUCUGGCUGACCUCUUAGAUUCCUAAGCUCAUGCUAUCGAAAUUCGAACUAGGUAUUUCGUACAAUUGAAAGAUGACUUAAAUAGCUAUUGCUUGUAAGUCAGUUCUAGUGAAAUAUAUAUUCGAUAAAAGGUACCACCGAAUUACGAGCGCAUGAGCAGCGAUAUGUGUUGUAUUCAUGUAGGUCAGGUGUAUACUAUAUUUUUAAAUAUGGUCCGUGUGAUAAUGUAGAAGGGCCAUAAUCUAUUGCGAUUCUAUUUGUUUAGGGUUUAAAAUAUCUUUACAUAGCGCGAAUAAUAUAUCCAGUGCUAGGCAAUACUGAAAGUUCCUAUCAAAUGACUAUUAUGAUAUAAGAAAUAUAAAAAAUAAAUUAAGAUAAAGUAGAUAGAUAAUAAGGGAGAUUUGAUAAGUUGAGAAAGAAUCACAACGUAAAAUAGUAAACAUUUCAACAAAUAUGAGCAAUGAAAUGAUUUCUUAUACAAUGUAUAGUACUAUCUGGUUAUACUAGAGGAAAUAUCUCCACAUUAAGUUUUUAUGUACAGUAAAGACUAUAUAUAUAAAGAUUUAUAGUUUUAUUAUUGUAUUUUGAUAAUGAAUUUAACAGUGUCAUUAUUUAAAUCAGUUUAAUUCAAUGUGUUUGAUUUAUACGUAUAGCGAAACAAUGGAGAAUAGACUGUAUUUUUAUUUUGUAAUGGAAUAUUUGACUUCACUUGUAAUAAAAAAAUAUUCCUGUUAAUAACACUAUGUAAGUUCCGAAAAAACAUUGUAAGUAUAGGAAAAUAUGUGAUCUUCGUUUUAUACAGUUUUCCUAACGUAUCUAUUUAUAACGAUCACUCUACAUACCUCGCAUGUUCUUGUUUAUAUUCUAGGAAAUAUAAGUCCGUUUUUAAGUAAUA